This is a messenger RNA of Liolophura sinensis, 1084 nucleotides long. RefSeq names its product gigaxonin-like. The record is from RefSeq and is a predicted model, not a curated record. The transcript is spliced from 3 exons. The coding region runs from base 1 to 600 and encodes 199 amino acids. Gene Ontology annotation, molecular function: protein binding. Lineage: Eukaryota; Metazoa; Mollusca; Polyplacophora; Chitonida; Chitonidae.
AUGUUUGCGGAUGGUAGGGUGAACGAGAGCCGACUGCAGGUGCUGCGAGCGUACACUGAAGACGUCUGUCAGCAUGUCGAGGAUUCCCGACCUAUUCAAGCGUAUUACGUAGAGAUUGUUCGUCCCACGUUAAUAAGUCUAGCGGCAACAUGGCUGGUAUUGACCUCAACUGGUGUUGAGAAUCAGCAGUACCAGAAUAUUUUGCCGACCAAUGUACAGAAACUAUGGAAUAACAAACAGAUGCUGGACAUAACAUUCCGGGCCGAUGGUCAGGAAGUGCAAGCACAUCAGCUGGUUCUGGCAGCGGCGAGUAACGAUCUCUGUGAUGCCCUCAGUCAGAUCCGGAAAACCACAAAACAUGCUGUGCUGGAUCUGAACAGAUCAGGUAUUACUAUGGCAGACCUCAAGGAACUUCUUAACUAUCUUUACUGUGGUAAGAUGCAGUUAAACCCACAGACGUGUCAGGGUGUAGCCAAGGCAGCCAAAACCCUUCACAUCCCUCAGGUGGUGGCUCUCUGUGCACUUUUCAAAGCCACAUUCAUGCCAGGAACUCCACUAGCAGACUCUCAGAUAGGUGUGACCAGUCAGACUCCAUUUUAAAUGACAUGUGGAAAGUAGGGCAGACAAAGGAAGUAGCUACAACACAUGCAUCAAGUACCAAGUCCAGCCCUAAGCCUGGCCCCAGCUUUGUACCCGCACCGCCGGUCAUUGACCAGUCCACGGUCACAAGCCUGACAGAAAGUAAGAUCUCACCCCCUGUGGAUAAAGUGGAGCUAUACAGAGAACUGACAAGUCACAAACAGAAGUGGAUGGCUGAUGCCAGGCCUCUACCCGUUCCCAACAAGAUAGAGCCAGCUGAUGAAUCUUCCGAGAACUUUGCUGGGGCUAAACCAGGUAAGAAUUCCACCGCGGUAAAACCUACCCAGGAUUUCAAAAUGGUAAAAGUUAAAGAAGAGCCUGUUGACGAUUUUCCAGACAUGUCCCCAGCUGCCAGUGUCACCCAGUCUAAUGAGUCUGCUGGUAAAAGUGGAACAAGUCCCAACAUCGUACAACAGGUCACAGACAUGAACUCAGUCAUUCCAAA